AUGAAGCGGAAUAUCCAGUGUUUAUUCAAAUCGUUUAAUUACAAUCAGAAUAUUACGACUACCUUAUCGAAAAGAUUCCUAAGUUCACAAGACGCAAUAGACCGUAGACACCAUUUGUUCAUGCUAGAAAAAAAACGGCAAAUAGAAAAUGUGGGAAGAAUAGAAAAGAUAGAAAUAAAUUAUAAAGGGAUACCUAAAGACUGCACUUUGAUUAUGAACAAAGAUAUAUCAACACCAUAUGACUGUGCUAAACAUCUGAGUGAGUGGCAUGCUGAUACCAGUGCCUUAGCUCUUCUUGAUGGAACUGUGUAUUGGGAUAUGCACAAGCCUCUUACUGACAGCUGCAGUUUAGAAUUGCAAAACUUUAAUGUGCCUGAGCCGCAGCAAGUUAACAAAGCUUUCUGGCGAAGUUGUUCACUAGUUCUUGGUGCAUGUGUGACGGCAGCAUUCAAAGAUAAUGUACCUGUUAAAUUGCACAGCUUUCCUGGGCCUGACAUCCGCAGUGGUUCAUUCAUCUAUGAUGUAGACUUACCAUCGCUCCCUGACUGGAAACCGACUCAACAAGAGCUUCAUACUUUGAGUGCGGAAUAUGUAAUGCUGAGCAGAAAGGGUUUCCCAAUAGAGAGAUUAGAUGUUUCGGAACAAUUGGCUAUGGAAAUGUUUGUAGACAAUGAACAUAAAAGCAGUCAAAUACCUAGUAUUGCUAGGGCUAAUGGAAAAGUAACAUUAUACAAAGUAGAUAAACAUGUGGAUAUAUCAAAAGGGCCAUUGAUAAGCAAUACUGCACAAAUUGGAAAACUUGCAAUUUGUUCCGUACAUAAGAUUACAGGUACUUCAGAGAGUGAUGUAAAGCAACUCUAUAGGUUUCAAGGUGUUGCUUUACCAACUGGAGUGGUCCUCAAUCACUUUGCAUUCUCAAUACUCACAGAACGAGCUAAAAAAUUGAAUUCGGCUCGUUCACCAAUCAAUCCAUUUGUAGAUACACGGGAACCACAGCAAAGUAUAGCAGCAAGUGCUUAA
Molecule: messenger RNA, 1020 nt
Organism: Pieris macdunnoughi
Lineage: Eukaryota; Metazoa; Arthropoda; Insecta; Lepidoptera; Pieridae
Source: the annotation of a GenBank genome assembly